AUGAAGAUCGUUAAUGAUAAUGAUGGAUUAUCUCGAUCGGCAAUUUUAUAUGAAAAAUUAGAGGAUAACGAAUUACCCACAGAUUUUAUAGAUCCAAAUAUGAUGGUUAAAGGGAAUAAAGCGGACAAUAAUAAUAGAAUUCACCAUAAUCCCUUUGCUGAGGAGGAAGAUACAUAUCUUAACGUGAUAUUUUUUGUUGGUGGUGAUAAACUUUCACCUGAUGAAAAUGAUGAUGAUGAAUCAGGAAAAAUGUUAGUUUUAAUCAAAGGAAUUGAAGUCAAUAAUUGA
Messenger RNA from Diversispora eburnea, 288 nucleotides. The record is from the annotation of a GenBank genome assembly. Lineage: Eukaryota; Fungi; Glomeromycota; Glomeromycetes; Diversisporales; Diversisporaceae.